Chelmon rostratus (copperband butterflyfish) is the source of this 2447-nucleotide messenger RNA. It is a transcript of the gene ndc80, whose product is annotated as NDC80 kinetochore complex component. The record is from RefSeq and is a predicted model, not a curated record. Gene Ontology annotation, cellular component: Ndc80 complex. Bases 63 to 1985 code for a protein of 640 amino acids. The transcript is spliced from 17 exons. Lineage: Eukaryota; Metazoa; Chordata; Actinopteri; Chaetodontiformes; Chaetodontidae. Gene Ontology annotation, biological process: attachment of mitotic spindle microtubules to kinetochore.
UACAACUUCGUCCGUUUGGAUGUCCGAUUCACUUGCAAGCGAUAACUUUGUACCUACGAAAUAUGGAGCGUGGAAGGAUGAGUCGAGCAACAGGCAGACAAUCGGAGCUGCCGAUGCGAGUGCAAGAUAGCAACAGGAUGAGCAUGGUGUAUACAACGCCCCAGAGUAAACAACCUUCAUUUGGAAAGCUCAACAUACCCAAACCGCAGUCCGUCACCUCGGAAAGGCGGACCAGCUUCUUUGGUGCCCGGACUAGUGGAGCCAACAUGCCUCGUAACAGCACCAUGUCAGGGUUUGGAGGUACUGAGAAGAUCAAAGAUGGGAGACCCCUGCAUGAUAAAUCCUAUGUGCAGCAGUGUAUCAGACAACUGCAUGAGUUCCUGACUGAGCAGGGUUACCCAGGCACUUUGUCAGCCAAGACCCUCCAGUCUCCCUCGACCAAGGAGUUUGUAAAGAUAUUUGAGUUCAUCUACUGUCAGCUAGACCCAACCUUUGAGAUGCCAAACUCAAAAGUUGAGGAGGAGGUUCCAGCUAUCCUGAAAGCCCUGAGGUAUCCAUUUGUUCUUUCCAAGUCUUCGAUGUAUUCUGUUGGGGCUCCCCAUACCUGGCCUCAGGCCCUCGGUGCUCUCAUGUGGCUAAUUGAUAAUGUCAAGAUCAGCUGGAGUUUGAGUAAGCAGGAGCUGCUGUUCAGUGAUUUCUGUGAAGACGGUGACAAUAUCGAGGAAGGGGCUGAGUAUAACAAGCUAUUCCUGGACUACACAGCUGAGACAUACUCAAAGUUCAUGCAGGGUCAAGACACAUUUGAGGAUGAGGAUGAAGCAUUCUUAACUAAACUAAAGAAGCUCUACAACGUUGAUGAAGUCCUGCUCUCUACGAUGGAGGAGAAAUACAGAAUACUUAGUGAUGAGGUUGAACGACUGGAGAAGGAGAGCCAGACGGACCGCCUAAUGACCAAGAAGAUGGAAAGGGUGAAGCUGCAGGCAAACCUCAACAAACUCCAGAGUUAUCGAAGUACCCUGGAGUCAUUUGAAGCCAGCCUGGAGAACAAAGCUUCAGAACUGAAUGAUGAGCUGGAGAAUACUGCCAGUCAUCUGGAGUCUCUAAAGCAUGAACGAGAUGAACUGCAACACCUGCUGCAGAAUCAGAAGUUUACUCCAGCUGAUGUAGAGAGAAUCAACAGAGAGAAGAGGGAACUCCAGCAGACCAUCUCAAGUCUCAGCAAGUCUCUUGAAGAUGCUGAACAGCACAAGUGGAAUGAGGAGAUCACUCUGGCCAAAGUAAAAGAGAAGGCGGAGUUGAAGCUGGCGGAGUAUCACAAGCUGGCACGCAAACUGAAGCUGAUACCACUGUCUGCAGAGAACGCUGGUGGUCACGAUUUUGAGAUCAGGCCUUUUGAGUUUGGACCCAGCAGCAUGAUUCAGCACAAAACACAGAUACAAAUGCUUUUGAGAAAGCUGAUCAGUGAUGUAGAGGAAGAGAACAGCAGACUAGCAGACAUGAAACUCAGUCUGGAGGAAUCUUGUGAACAGGUGAAUUCUAACAUCUUGGACAAGUCCAAUGACAUUAAGCAGCUGAGAGAGCAGAUUCGCAAGCUAGAUGAACUGUUGGAUUGUGACAUGCAGGAGCUGGCCCGAGAGGAAGAGGACUGGGCACAAGAGAUGGAGUCGGUGGACAACCAUCAUAAGCUUCUUCAGAAGAAGGUUAAUUGUGGUUAUGACGAGGCUGUGCAACAACUGAAGGCAGCGCAGCAACAGUACCACCUGGUGUUGCAGGAGACCAAUGAGGAGAGACGAACAGUAGCCAACAACCUUGCGUCUGUAUUUACCACAGCUGCCAACCACUUGUCAAUUACAGAGAAGUGCCUGGAGAACCUGCACAGCAAAGUGCAGCAUCUCCGCUCUAAGACUAUAGAAGAGGAUAAGGCAGCUGUACAGAAGAUGCGGGAAGCUUUCAAGGGCUUCGUGUCGAAGGCCAACAGUUUAUGAAGAGAGGUAGAAGGAUGGAUCUGCAUGGGGAUAUAGUUUAAGAGACUGUGGAACUACAACAACGCCGCCAAACUUCACUGCAUUCCUAACCUCCUCCUCUCCUUCCUCAUUUCUGUAGGAAAACAGUAGCAAGAAUAUUUGACACCUCAUACUUUUACAUGAGUUAUUCUUGAAAAAAUGAAAAUGACACAAAACAUAAGACUAAUUAUAUUAGAGGGACUGCUCAUACUUUGUGUACAAGCGCAUAAGAUAGAAUCCAGAAGGCAGUAAAGGAAUAAUUCGCCCAAAUUAUCCCUUAAAAAGGCUAUCAGAAAAGAGACCUGGAGGGAAAUGUUUUGUCAACAUUGUUGUGGGAGCUCCUUCAUUAUCUCUGAAGUUAACAAAAGAUGUUUAAAAAAAAUCUUAAGUAAAUGUUGUAAAUUUGUCCUUUUGAUGUUCUUAUUAAAGUGUUUUUGGAGUUUA